GGGUAGUGGCAGCAUGUUAAUAUCGGUAACGUCCCUCACUCUGGCUGCAUUCACAUCAUCCAACAUCCAGCCGCUACAAUGUCUGCCCUACGGAUUCUAGUACCUGUGAAGCGAGUGAUUGACUAUGCUGUCAAGCCGCGAGUCAACAAGGCCCAAACGGGCGUCGAGACGGCCGGUGUCAAGCACUCGAUGAACCCCUUUGACGACCUCUCCGUCGAAGAGUCCGUCCGAAUCCGUGAGAAGAAGCGCGCGCCCGGCGGUGUCGAAGACAUCUGCGCCUUCUCAGCCGGCCCGUCCAAGGCGCAGGAGAUUCUCCGAACGGCCCUGGCCAUGGGCGCCGACCGUGCUGUCCACGUCGAGAUCAAGGACGGCGAGGAGCUGGAGCCCCUAACGGUGGCCAAGCUGCUGAAGAAGUCUGUUGAGGAGCAGAAGAGCAACCUGGUGAUUCUGGGCAAGCAGAGCAUCGACGACGACGCCGGGCAGACGGGCCAGAUGUUGGCGGGAUUGUUGAACUGGCCGCAGGCGACGCAGGCGAGCAAGAUUGAGUUUGGGCCGGACGACGCUGUGACGGUCACCAAGGAGAUUGAUGGAGGUGUGGAGACUGUGAAGGCGAAGCUGCCGAUGAUUAUCACGACGGAUUUGCGAUUGAACACGCCGCGGUAUGCGACGCUGCCGAAUAUUAUGAAGGCCAAGAAGAAGAAGCUGGAUAAGAAGACGUUGGAGGACUUUGGAUUGACUAAUGAGAAGCGAUUGAAGGUGUUGAAGGUUACUGAGCCUCCUGUGAGACAGGGUGGUGGCAAGGUUGAGGACGUGGAUGGUUUGAUUGGAAAGCUGAAGGAGCUUGGUGCUUUGUAAAUGGGAGGAUAGGGAUCUUGAAUUGUCCAAAUUUAUAGUAUACAAAAGAAGGAUUGGGCGGAUCAAUUAGACUUGUUUCAAUCUCGAAACUCUUAGAAAUUGUCAUGAUUCUAUGAAUUGCAAUUACAGUUUCCUUGAUACUCGUUCUUAUUACCGAGGUACGAGGGGGGGGGGGAGAACUGCGUCUGUGUUGAGAUAUAAGAGAGGGAAACGGCGGACCAAUUAGACGCAUCUUUCAAGCCAGGUCCCAAGGGUCCUAAG
This is a messenger RNA of Trichoderma asperellum CBS 433.97, 1116 nucleotides long. RefSeq lists its product as uncharacterized. The record is from RefSeq and is a predicted model, not a curated record. Gene Ontology annotation, biological process: amino acid catabolic process; fatty acid beta-oxidation using acyl-CoA dehydrogenase. NCBI's taxonomy places the organism in Eukaryota, Fungi, Ascomycota, Sordariomycetes, Hypocreales, Hypocreaceae. Gene Ontology annotation, cellular component: mitochondrion. Gene Ontology annotation, molecular function: electron transfer activity.